CCUUCCUCCUCCUCUUCUACUUUCUCUUCUCAUGUCAAAUCCAAUCCAACCUCCUUCUUCUUUUUGUGUUGAACUUGAAACCAACAAUAACAACAACAAACGUCGAAAACACAACCCACAAGAAUCUCAAUCUCAGCCUCUCGUUCCUGGCCUACCUGAUCACAUAGCACAACUCUGCCUCUCUCAUGUCGACAACCCAUCACUUCUUUUCUCUGUCUCUCAGUCAUGGCGUCGUCUUCUCUACUCCCCUUCUUUCCCUCCCUUUCUCUCUAUCUACACAAUCUUCUCUUCAGCUUCAGAGACUGACGAAUUCAAUACGAAUCCAAUAAAAUUUUUAGCCUUUGACCCGCUCUGUUCUAGGUGGUCCAAUCUUCCUCCUCCGCCAACUGAUCCGCAACUCCGUCUGCUCCUUCGCCACCCCGCUUUCAUUUCCCGGAAUUUCCCUAUACAGUCCGUCUCCGCCGCCGGUCAGCUCAUACUUCUUGCGGCCACUGACAGUACUUUUCUUCCUGCUCUGUCUCGCCCUCUCUGUUUCGACCCACAAUCUCGAUCUUGGACUUUUGGGCCUCCAAUUGACACUCCACGCCGGUGGUGCGCCGCCGGAGUCAGCGGUGGCGGGGUUUAUGUGGCGAGUGGAAUGGGAUCACACUUCUCCUACGAUGUGGCCAGGUCAGUUGAAAAAUGGAACUUGAAUGCUAAGACAUUCUCUCCAGGCGGUGGCGGAUCCGCCAGAGCUAAGGCUAAGAUGGGUGCGGAUUGGAAGUGGGAGAAAUUAAAGGCAUUGAAAGAUGGAAGAUUUUGCAGGGACGCCAUUGACGCUGUUGGGUGGAGAGGGAAGCUCUGUAUGGGGACUUCUAACGGAAAAGAAGGGAUUGUUUACGACAUCGAGAAGGACACGUGGCAGGAGAUGCCGGAAGGUAUGGCUGCCGGUUGGAGGGGACCAGUGGCGGCGAUGGAUGAGGAAGUGAUAUAUGUGGUGGAAGAGGCCAAAGGUGUGUUGAGAAAGUAUGAUCCAGAGAGAGACUAUUGGGAGGAGGUGCUCGACUCCGAGAGGCUUAAAGGGGCAAGGCAAGUUAGUGCCAGUGGUGGAAGAGUUUGUGUUGUUUGUGGAGGUGGGAAGAUUUUGGUGGUUGAUGUGGUGGCGCCAGCGCCUGAGAGGGUCUGGGUGGUGGAUACUCCGCCAGGUUUGGAGCCUGUCUCGGUCCAUGUCUUGCCAAGGAUAAGCGUGUCGGACCCGGAAUGAUUUUUUUUUUUAUAAAUAUUUUUUUGGAUGGUUGAGAGAUACGUGUUCCAGUCAACAAAAAAGCCUCACCACAAAAUUUGUUGAUUCUAUUAGGGCAAAAGUACAUUUUUUUGUCCUAAAAUUAUGAGUUAGAUUUCAUAUU
Molecule: messenger RNA, 1385 nt
Organism: Tripterygium wilfordii
Lineage: Eukaryota; Viridiplantae; Streptophyta; Magnoliopsida; Celastrales; Celastraceae
Product: F-box/kelch-repeat protein SKIP25-like
Exons: 1
Coding region: 32-1243 (403 amino acids)
Molecular function (GO): protein binding
Source: RefSeq, a predicted model, not a curated record